CUUCUCGGCUUCUCUGAGCACCCAGAGCAGCAGGCUCUCCUGUUCAGGCUCUUUCUGGGCAUGUACCUUGUCACUGUGUUUGGGAACCUGCUCAUCAUCCUGGCCAUCGGCUCUGACACACAUCUGCAUACACCUAUGUACUUCUUUCUGGCCAACCUGUCCUUCAUUGAGACCUGCUUCACCUGCACCAUUGUCCCAAAGGUGCUAGUAAAUAUCCAGACACAGCAUUACACCAUCUCCUACACUGGUUGCUGCGUGCAGAUGUACUUCUUCAUUGCAUUGACCCUGCUAGAUGACUUCCUGCUGGCUGUGAUGGCAUAUGACCGCUACAUGGCCAUCUGUCUUCCUCUCCACUACACCAUGAUCAUGCGUCCGCAACGUUGCCUGCUGCUGGUGGCCACAUCCUGGCUUUGUUCCCACCUCCCGGCCUUCUCACUUACUCUGCUGAUGUCUUAAUUCUCCUUCUGUGCCUCCCAUUCCAUCCCACACUUUUUCUGUGAUGUACCCCCACUUCUAAAGCUUGUCUGCUCAGACACCCAUAUCUAUCAGAUCAUGAUGUUAACUGAAGCAGUUCUCUCAGGCCUGAUUCCUCUCACCUGUGUCCUGGUCUCUUAUGUCCAUAUCAUCCAUACCAUCAUCAGGAUCCCUUCUUCUAGGAGAAAGCACAAAGUCUUCUCUACCUGUGGCUCUAACUUCUCAGUGCUCAUGCUCUUCUAUGGGACCCUCUUCCUUGUGUAUUUCCAGCCCUCAUCCUCCUACUCAGCAGAUACUGGAAAGGUUGUAUCUGUGAUAUACACGAUGGUCACCCCCAUGCUGAACACCUUUAUCUACAGCCUGAGGAACAGGGAAAUGAAGGGAGCUGUGUGGAGACUCCUUGACUGGGGAAAAUGCUCUGGCCUGUAA
This is a messenger RNA of Trichechus manatus latirostris (Florida manatee), 903 nucleotides long. RefSeq names its product olfactory receptor 1G1-like. The record is from RefSeq and is a predicted model, not a curated record. Lineage: Eukaryota; Metazoa; Chordata; Mammalia; Sirenia; Trichechidae. Gene Ontology annotation, biological process: G protein-coupled receptor signaling pathway. Gene Ontology annotation, cellular component: plasma membrane. Gene Ontology annotation, molecular function: olfactory receptor activity; G protein-coupled receptor activity. The transcript has a single exon.